This is a messenger RNA of Ciona intestinalis (vase tunicate), 1260 nucleotides long. Lineage: Eukaryota; Metazoa; Chordata; Ascidiacea; Phlebobranchia; Cionidae. The record is from RefSeq and is a predicted model, not a curated record.
UAAACGGGACCGCCUCGCGAAAGAAAGAGAGUGUAUCAGCUCUCUCUGUUACCGACAUUGUAGAUGCGCGUUCUGAUAUAUUUUAUUUCUGUGGUCGUAAAUCAUAAUACAAAUGUAAAAUGAAAUUACGACAACUGGAAAUAGCACUUGAAGAUGCUAAACCGUUUCAAGAACCAAAGAUACAGCUGGAGCAGUAUGUUACCACGCCGCAUCUAGCAGCAUGUUUGCUUCACACGGCGGAAACUCAGUUUGGAGAUAUUUGUGGUAAGAACGUGUGUGACCUAGGAUGUGGUUGCGGAAUUCUAUCCAUUGGAUCAUCCCUUUUGGGUGCCAACCAUUGCUUAGGAAUUGACAUUGAUGAAGAUGCUCUUGAAAUCUUUCAGUCAAAUUGUGAAGCAUACGAACUUAAUAAUGUUGUUGAAUGUAUUCAAGCAGAUAUUGCAAGAUUUUCACCGUCCCGGAACAUGAUUUUGGCCAAACGGUUUGAUACAGUUUUGAUGAAUCCACCAUUUGGGACGAAGUCAAAUAAAGGUUCUAUUGUGUGUCACAUACAUACAAUAUAUAUAUAUAUAUAUAUAUAUAAAAUGCAAAAUGUUAAAUUUUCCAUUAUAGGAAUAGACAUGGAGUUUCUACAUGCAGCAUCUAUAUUAGCUUCACACGCUGUUUAUUCAUUGCAUAAAAGCUCUACAAGAGCACACAUUGUUAAAAAAGCAAAUGAUUUUGGGAUGCAAGCACAGGUAGUGGCAGGUAAAACAAUUAUUACAUGUGAAUUAAUAACCUCGAUUUAUGAUAUUGAUAUAUCAACAUUUUCUUUCAGAAAUGAGAUACAAUUUAGAAUCUUCAUAUAAGUUUCACAAAAAGAAAUCAAAAGAUAUUGAAGUGGAUUUCAUAAGAUUUACAAUUACCACUGGGUAAUUGGGAACGAAGCAAAUCAAAAAUGAUUCUUGCUGAAAAGACACAGUACCAUUUUCAAAACAAGAAAAAUUAAGUUAUGAUUGUCAAACUGGAAAUAUUUGCACUUACACAAUUCCAAUGCCAUGAGAUACCUAAUAUAAUGUUGCAUUUGAUGAUUCAGUUGCAACGAGUGACCAAACCAAGUAACUUGUAGCAAUGGAAACCAUGAAAGGUGUAAGUGAUGCUAGACCCAAUUUUUUCGGACUUGUUGGUGAAUUGGGUGGUGAUUGCAAUCUGCAGUUAACACUGUUGUAAUUACAUUUAAGAAUUAUUCUGUGGAAGUAAACAGAAAAUUAUUGAGUUAAA